Glycine soja is the source of this 1765-nucleotide messenger RNA. RefSeq names its product sucrose-binding protein-like. Bases 16 to 1536 code for a protein of 506 amino acids. The record is from RefSeq and is a predicted model, not a curated record. Lineage: Eukaryota; Viridiplantae; Streptophyta; Magnoliopsida; Fabales; Fabaceae. The transcript is spliced from 6 exons.
AUAUAAACAAACACAAUGGAUCAUCUCAAACCAAGAGUGAGUUUGUUGUUCCUCACUGACCUCACCAUGGCGACCAGAGCCAAGCUUUCUUUAGCUAUCUUCCUUUUCUUUCUUUUAGCCUUGAUUUCAAACCUAGCCUUGGGCAAACUUAAAGAAACCGAGGUCGAAGAAGAUCCCGAGCUCGUAACAUGCAAACACCAGUGCCAACAGCAACGGCAAUACACUGAGAGUGACAAGCGAACAUGCUUGCAACAAUGUGACAGUAUGAAGCAAGAGCGAGAGAAACAAGUCGAAGAGGAAACUCGCGAGAAGGAAGAAGAACAUCAAGAGCAGCAUGAGGAGGAGGAAGACGAAAAUCCCUACGUUUUUGAAGAAGAUAAGGAUUUUUCGACCAGAGUCGAAACAGAAGGUGGCAGCAUUCGGGUUCUCAAGAAGUUCACUGAGAAAUCCAAGCUUCUUCAAGGCAUUGAGAAUUUCCGUUUGGCCAUCUUAGAAGCUAGAGCACACACGUUCGUGUCCCCACGCCACUUUGAUUCCGAGGUUGUCUUGUUCAACAUUAAGGGGAGAGCCGUACUUGGGUUGGUGAGGGAAAGUGAAACAGAAAAAAUCACCCUAGAACCUGGAGACAUGAUACACAUACCAGCAGGCACACCACUGUACAUCGUUAACAGAGAUGAGAAUGAGAAGCUCCUCCUUGCCAUGCUCCAUAUACCUGUCUCUACUCCUGGAAAAUUUGAGGAAUUUUUCGGGCCUGGAGGACGAGACCCAGAAUCGGUCCUCUCAGCAUUCAGCUGGAAUGUGCUGCAAGCUGCGCUCCAAACCCCAAAAGGAAAGUUAGAAAGGCUUUUUAAUCAACAGAACGAGGGAAGUAUUUUCAAAAUAAGCAGAGAACGGGUGCGUGCGUUGGCCCCCACCAAGAAAAGCUCUUGGUGGCCAUUCGGCGGCGAAUCCAAGGCUCAAUUCAAUAUUUUCAGCAAGCGUCCCACUUUCUCCAACGGAUAUGGCCGUUUAACUGAAGUUGGUCCUGAUGAUGAAAAGAGUUGGCUUCAAAGACUCAAUCUCAUGCUUACCUUUACCAACAUCACCCAGAGAUCUAUGAGUACUAUUCACUACAACUCACAUGCAACGAAGAUAGCACUGGUGAUGGAUGGUAGAGGGCAUCUUCAAAUAUCAUGUCCACACAUGUCAUCAAGGUCACACUCAAAGCAUGAUAAGAGUAGCCCCUCAUACCAUAGAAUCAGUGCGGACUUGAAGCCUGGAAUGGUGUUUGUUGUCCCUCCUGGUCAUCCCUUCGUCACUAUAGCUUCCAAUAAAGAGAAUCUCCUCAUAAUUUGCUUCGAGGUUAACGUUCGAGACAACAAGAAGUUUACGUUUGCAGGGAAGGACAACAUUGUGAGCUCUCUGGACAACGUAGCUAAGGAGCUGGCCUUUAACUAUCCUUCUGAGAUGGUGAACGGAGUCUUCGAAAGAAAGGAGAGUCUCUUUUUCCCCUUCGAGUUGCCGAGCGAGGAGCGUGGUCGUCGCGCUGUUGCGUGAGAAGCAGUGUGGAGGUGGCUGAUAACGGGGAAUGUAUUUAGCUUUGAGAGUCUUUAAAUUUUCUGUAUUUGUUGUAAUGUUAGUAGUUCCUUAAAUUGGCCAGAUGGAGUUUAUGUGUUUGUAAAUGCAGGGAUGCUAACGGAAUAAAAUGGCCACUUGUAUUGCUAUCCCUUGCGCUAGCAUAAUAGAAAGGGUUGAAUCGAGCUAAUCCGAGUUUCAUUCAGUUUAA